Pseudoliparis swirei is the source of this 2579-nucleotide messenger RNA. RefSeq lists its product as uncharacterized. Lineage: Eukaryota; Metazoa; Chordata; Actinopteri; Perciformes; Liparidae. The record is from RefSeq and is a predicted model, not a curated record. The coding region runs from base 457 to 2277 and encodes 606 amino acids. The transcript has 14 exons.
CUGGCGGCCGCGUCUCAUUACUUUGGGGGAUCCACGACCUACAGCUACAAAGGACAGAACCCCGACGGAUCACUACGGGUGGACAUCCGCAGCCGGGAGACCUUUGAUGGCUGUCAGUACUCCCUCUCUUGGAACUGCUACCAGAGCCACUGUGGGUACGUCCGCAGCUCUGAGAGAGGGGUCAUCGACCGGAGCACCAACGCACCGCGAUACAACAACCAAUGGUGUGAGAGCGAAACCGUCAGCACCAGAAACUUCCCGAGCGACAAACCUUUCCAACUGAGGGCUGCGAGCUGCUGCUGGGUUGCCAAGCGCAACGGAUACCCUUCCUGGAGACUCCAGGCGUCACUGGAUCUGGGAUCACGGUCUGACACUGGAGAACCCAACCGGUCGCCAGACGUUGCCAUUCUCCCUCUCCUCAGAGUUCCCCAGAACUGCCCGAGGACAUACAAGCUGAUGGCCUUCGAUCCUGACGGCGACAAAGUUCGAUGCAGAUAUGGAAAUAUCCGAAAUGUAGAGUGUCAGGCGUGUAACCAGCCUUCAGGCUUCAACUUGGAUCAGGGCUCCUGCACGCUACACUACAAACAUGGUACAGCCAACCCCAGAGUGUAUGGGUUUGAGUUGAUGGUGGAAGACUUCCCGAAAAAGCCCAUCACGCUGGCCUACGCCGACGGGUCCAAAUCCACCAAGACUCCACUUGUUGUGAGGCAUAAAAGACAAGCCACAACAACCACAGCAUACCCAACAACCACAGCAUACCCAACAACCACACCAUACCCAACAACCACAGCAUACCCACCAUACCCAUCAUACCCACCAACCACACCCAUCAGUAAACUACCGUUGCAGUUCUCCUUUCUUGUGGACCCACCUGCUCCUUCGUGUCAGGAGGGACAAUUCUUGCCAAAGUUUGUGUACCCAACACCUUUAAACGGAGCGCGCCUCCAAGCAGAGGUCAACAAAGAGGUGGAGAUCAUCGUCAAAGCACAAGCGUCCCACGCAGCAAUACAUGAUAUCAUCAUCAGCGGCCCGCUGAACAUCACCAAGCAAAGGAACACACAUGGCGAGUUCGUCAUCCGGUGGACGCCUUUCGGAGAUGACGUGGGAGACUUUUUCCCCAUUUGCUUUGCGGUUGAAUCGGUGAAUGGGCCGACGGCUCCCAUACAAAUCCAUUAUCACCACGCCACCCCAUCCUCACAGUCUGGCAUCUAUCAGUCCGAGAUGAGAUGUGUUCUGGUAGAAGUUCGGAAGAAGCAAAUUAAUUCCAAUGUGAUCUGCACCGAGUCCACAAUGACAGUCGAGGUUGAGAAAGCUUCAUUCGCUGGACUCCAUGAGGACAGUUUGCGGCUCAACGACGGCACCAACAUCGCCUGCAGGCUGCAGUCCAACAGCACUCACGUCUUCGCCGUCAUCCCCCUCAACAGCUGUGGCACUGACAUCGAGGAAGACGACGAUAACCUCAGGUUCAAAAACGAAAUCACCACGUUUGACAACAUAGCCGACGUGAUCACCAGGAAACACCUGCUGGAGGUGCAGUUCUACUGCCAGUACUCCAAGCGUGGGAACGUGACGCAGAGCUUCAGAGCACACAGGAAGAGCGUCACCGUGUGGGACCGGGGCUACGGCACCUUCACCUACCAGUUUGAGUUCUAUCCCAACGACCAGUACCAAAGCAUGGUGGAUCCAAACUCGUACCCACUGGUGUAUUCACUGGGGAACAGGAUCUACAUGAAGAUAGAAGCCACCUCCUCCAUCAACAACACGGUGCUGUUUGUGGAGUCCUGCAGAGCUACACCCUACGACAACAACAACUACAAGCAAACCUACUCCAUCAUUGAGAACGGGUGUAACGUGGAUUCCACGGUUCAGACCCAUCCCUCCUCCCACCAGAGGCAGUUCCGGUUCAGCAUGGAGGCCUUCAAGUUCAUCGGCAUGCACGAUCAGGCCUACCUCAGCUGCACGGUCCCGCAGUAUGCGGGCGAGGCGAGGCAGGAGCCCAGGUUCAGGCUCGUCACCUCCCGACGGGCCGCUGCGCUGGCGCCUGGCCCCACAACCCGACGCGGGAGGCCGCCGUCAGCAACGCCUCACUCGGGUUCGGUUCUUGGGUUCUCGCGGAGAGAGAGCGGAGACGAAAGCUCAGCGACGCACAUGAACCUGAACCUGGUCUUCAUCGCUGGAUGUCUUCUUGCAGCUGUGGCCAUGAUCAGUGCAGUGACCAUGUACAAGGCCAAGGGGUCGAAGGUCAAAUACCAACCGCUGUCCACGUUGGAAAACUAAGACGCAGAAUACCAUUUAUGAGUUCAUUCUGUAAUCCUGUUUAUUGAUUGGGUUUGCUACUUCGUAUCGGGUGUUUGUGUUUGAUGAACUUUAUACUUUAUAAAUGUCGACAGCCUAAUGAGGAUGAAUGUGGCCAGCAGCUCUAUAACAAUCAAUUAUAAUAAACAACGAGGUUUUUACGGCUAACGAAGUCGAUGUGAUCAAGGUCCACGUGAUAAAACAUUAAAGCGUGAAAAGAUGAUGAAGAACAAACCAGUCUGAACCGGAUGUGUCUCAUCAUCAAUAAACAUGUGAGAACAUUU